Messenger RNA from Ylistrum balloti, 750 nucleotides. RefSeq lists its product as uncharacterized. The record is from RefSeq and is a predicted model, not a curated record. Bases 1 to 750 code for a protein of 249 amino acids. Gene Ontology annotation, molecular function: nucleic acid binding. The transcript has a single exon. Lineage: Eukaryota; Metazoa; Mollusca; Bivalvia; Pectinida; Pectinidae. Gene Ontology annotation, biological process: DNA integration.
AUGAAGAGCCUCGCCAGAAGCUACGUUUGGUGGCCUGGCAUUGAUGCUGACAUCAAGCAUGUUUGUAAGUCUUGUGUAGGAUGCCAAGACAUCAAGAAUUCACCGCCAGCCGCACCUAUCCAUCCUUGGGAAUGGCCAUCCAUUCCAUGGCAAUGCAUUCACAUCGACUUUGCGGGACCAUUUCUCGACAGGAUGUUUUUCGUAGCUGUAGAUGCUCAUUCAAAGUGGCCGGAAGUGGUUGCUAUGACUUUGACAAUGGCAGAGCGAACUGUAGAGGUUCUGAGAGAAAUAUUCUGCAGGAAUGGAGUUCCAGCUCAGGUUGUGAGUGAUAACGGCCCACAGUUCAAAUCUGAACAUUUUGCCAAUUUUAUGAAGUCUAACGGGAUUAAACACACAACAUCCGCCCCGUACCAUCCGAGUACGAACGGUCUGGCGGAGCGCUUUGUCCAAUCUUUCAAAAGCGCAAUGAAAGCAAGUAAAGACUCUGGGUCGAUCCAGAAACGCUUGGCUAACUUCCUAUUGGCAUAUAGGAACAGCAAACAUAUGACUACAAAUGAGAGCCCGGCAAAACUCUUCAUGGGACGCAACUUACCGUCACGGCUGGAUUUGAUCAAACCAGAUGUCCGACGACGCGUUAAUGAACAACAAUGGAAACAAGAGUCGAAACGACGAGUUCUCUGCAGGUCAUUCUCCGUGGGAGAAAAGGUAGCUGUCCGUGAUUAUAGAGACACAAAAAUGGGUGUAUGGUGA